UCCCCUCCAUCAUUUUCCUCUCCUUUCUUUCUCUUUCCUAUUCUGCAUUGCUUGUUUUGAUUUGGAUUUUUCUGGUAUCUAGUGUGUCCAAAUCCCCCACCCUCCUUUCUCUCUGAUCCCAUCCUUUUCACCAGAGCAUUAUUCGAUUUCGUCUCCCCCUCUCUUUCCUUCUCUAUCUAACUUUUUAUUUUCUUUCCCUUCAACCCAAGUUGUGCUAUUAUCCCCUGUUUUCCCGAAUUCUCUCAACUCUGCCUCUCUCAUUUCUGGUCUUGCUCUGCUCUUCUCUGAGUGAAGGAUUGCAAAUGAAGAAGGUUAUUCUGAGGUUGGAUUUGAAUGAUGAUCACAAAGCCAAGCAGAAGGCAUUGAAGACAAUCUCUACUCUUUCAGGCAUUGAUUCCAUCGCCAUGGACAUGAAGGAGAAGAAACUAACAGUGAUCGGUUCGGUGGAUCCGGUGAAUGUGGUGAGCAAAUUGCGCAAGUAUUGGCCAACGACAGAUAUAAUCUCAGUAGGUCCAGCAGUUGAGCCUAAGAAAGAGGAACCAAAGAAGGAAGAAGCAAAGAAAGAAGAAGGAAAGAAAGAAGGAGAGGAAGCGAAGAAAGAAGGGGAAGAGGCGAAAAAGGAGGAACCGAAGAAAGAGGAGGAGAAGAAAGAAGGAGGAGAGGAAGCGAAGAAAGAAGAGCCAAAGAAAGAGGAGGAGAAGAAGAAAGAGGCUCCUCCUCCAGAUCCUGUCUCAGACCUUGUCAAGGAUUACAGAGCUUACAACCCUCACAUGACAACUUACUAUUAUGUGCAAAGCAUGGAAGAGAAUCCAAAUGCUUGUGUUAUUUGCUAAGCAAGCAAGAGCUCAAUAUGUUCCUCAGAAUGAGGCACUCAAAAAUCAUCUUCCCAAUGCCAAUAGGUGGUCAGAACCCCAGACAGUAGGAGCUGUUCUACUCUGUAUAUAGAAUGGUACUGCCUCACUGAAAUGUUGAAUUAAACAUUAGUAAUGUGUGUAGAGAAAUAAACAUGAAUUCUAAAUUUUGUUUUGAUCUCA
This is a messenger RNA of Argentina anserina (silverweed cinquefoil), 1034 nucleotides long. RefSeq names its product heavy metal-associated isoprenylated plant protein 39. The record is from RefSeq and is a predicted model, not a curated record. The transcript has 3 exons. Gene Ontology annotation, molecular function: metal ion binding. NCBI's taxonomy places the organism in Eukaryota, Viridiplantae, Streptophyta, Magnoliopsida, Rosales, Rosaceae. The coding region runs from base 303 to 833 and encodes 176 amino acids.